AUGGGUGCUAAGGAUUCUAAACGGAGUUGCUUGAGCUACGAUGAUGCCAUUAAACGAAUGUCUGAUGCAGAAUGCAAAAGAGUAUGUGCAGCAUUCAAAAGACUUACCAACGGCGGCCAACUCCUUAGUCGCCAUGCCUUUACUCAAAAUGUACUCGGAGAUGGCGUACCUAUAACCAUAGCCGAUUGGUUGUAUACCGGGUGCGGUGGCAGUACCAGAGGAAUAGCUCUUAGAGAUCUCCUCUGUGGUCUAGUUUUACUCACCAAAGGCACGCAAGAAGAAAAAAUUAAAUUCCUUUGGUCUCUCUAUUGCAGUGACUCGGUUACUCACAUUUCUAAAAAUGAAUUUAAAAGUGCUUUACAAAUUGAAGGUGGCUUUCCACCUUCGGAUAAGUCUCCAAAAGUGACAUCGUGGGAUCGAACUGUCAAUUCGUUAUUUAGUAAUCAAGAUAAAGUCAGUUUUGAAGACUUCAGAGCAUGGAUCAUAUACAACAAGGAAGCCACUGUUUUAUCGAAAUGGCUCCUUUCAAAUCCCUGUGUAUCUCUAAGUUCCGAACUGGAAACCCCAACAUUUUAUCAGACACUUGCCGGUGUUACUCAUCUGGAAGAACAGGAUAUAUGCGAAUUGGAAAAAUGUUUCUGGGCGUUACAAGCGUCCUCUUCUUCAUCAAACCUUGAUUUUAAUUGCUUAAAAUCUCGUGUAUGUCCUCCAGUACCUUUAAAGGCAUGUAGAGGGUUGUUUCUGGCUUUAGAUGUUAACAGAGAUGAUCAUGUUGAUUUUAAAGAACUGUGUUGUGGUAUUUCAGCUGCUUGUAGAGGACCGAUGGUAGAAAGAAUGAAAUUCUGUUUCAAAAUUUUCGAUAUGGAUCGAGAUCUUUACUUAAACACUGAGGAAGUUCAUCACAUGACCCAAACCCUCAUAUUAGUGGCGAACGAAAACAAAUUGACGUAUUUCCAACAAUUCUACACUGAAUCGCCAGCCAAAACGAAUUUGGCCACCGAAACGGACGUUAGCCAAAAGACGGAUAAUGGCAGUGGAAAUAUGCAUCACGAAAUAUUGGCGCGUCUACAGUCGAAAUUAGAUAAUAAAGGUGGUUUGACACAGGAGGAUUUUUUGGUAUGGAGCGUUGAGAAUAAUAGUCUGGUGGCACCUCUACUGGAAUUAUUGUUUCAAGUUUGUCAUGUAUCUUUGGGGCUUAGGCCGCAUUGCCGUCAUAAUGAAUAUGAAAUAGUGAUGGGUUGGCUAGAACGAGAACAAAGAAGAGGUUACCAUGUUGGACAAUUCUGGUAUCUAAUAUCGUCUGACUGGUGGCACCAGUGGUUGAAUUACACCUCGGCACCUCGUAACAACCUUGAUAUCUGUAACUGCCGAAACGAGAACAGACUUCCUAUUGAAGAAGGAAUAGCAUGCGAUGAAAGCCUUAUUAGCAAUACGACAGAUUAUACUUCAACGUCUAACGAUUAUAACUCAAAUAGCAUGGAGUCUAUGGGAGAUUUACUUACUAGAGGAGGCGACAGAUGCAGCAUAUCGUCCAGCUCUGGAGUUUCAAGCAGUUCAGGAACGGGAGGAAAAAGGAGUAUAGGCCAACCAGGUUCCAUUGACAAUUCCAGUUUAAUAGCAGAACCCAUGUGCAAAGUUCAGACAUUAACUGGCGAAGGAGGCCGACUGAAACGUGAUAUGCCUUUAGUCCAAAAUAGAGACUUUGAAUUGGUGCCUGAAUCUCUAUGGAAAGCUCUGUCUAUGUGGUACGGAGGUUUAAUACCGCUUCCGAGACAAGUUAUUUUACCACCAGGACGGACGGAAGUUGAAUUAGAAUUAUAUCCCAUAAAUUUAAAAAUUCUAAGACAUCAUGCUCAACAAAGGAUAAGCACUGCAUCGUGGAGUAGCGUUGUUGGAGGUUAUGGAGCAGCCGCUUUAAGUACCGCUGGUCUAACUUCGACUGUAAAUGCCGGAACUCGUCGGUAUUUGGCACACACGGCGGCUUUUUCCCGUCUUGCGACCAUCCAACAAGUCACCGAUUUCCUUUGUCACCGCCUUAACCUUAGACCAGAAGAUGCGAGACUUUGGUUGCUGCGAGAGCAUUCGGCGAGUCUCAUGGACGACGAAAAUGCUUCUCUGGAAGAAUUGGGUAUCAUGGACGCAGAUCAAGUGCUUUUAGAAGUUAGAAAUAAAGAUCUGACUUGGCCUGAGGAGUUGGGUCAAUUGGUAGCUGGUGGAGGACAUGAGGUCGGACUCAGUGUGGAGAGAAGGCCUACAAUUUGUCUUCCACCUGGUGCAACUGGGCUCCACAACUUGGGAAACACCUGUUUUAUGAAUGCGGCCCUUCAAGCAGUAUCCAAUACGAGACCGUUAACGCUAUAUUUCCAAAGAGAUAAUUUACUAUCAGAACUAAACCUUAGCAAUCCAUCGGGAUCCAAGGGACAAGUGGCCAGACGAUAUGCCGAACUUUGUCGAGAAUUAUGGGCCGGAUCUACAAGAAGUGUUGCGCCGCUUAAGUUGAGGUAUCUCGUUACCAAACAUUCUGCGAAUUUCCAGGAUGGUGGUCAGCAUGAUUCACAGGAGCUCUUAGCGUGGUUGUUGGAUGCUCUACACGAAGAUUUAAAUAGAGUAGCGAUAAAACAGUACACAGAACUGAAAGAUAGUAAUGGUAGACCAGAUGAAAUAGUUGCGGAAGAGGGUUGGCAACAACAUUUAUCCAGGGACCAUUCUAUUAUCACUGACCUAUUUUAUGGUCAGCUCAAAAGUAAGGUUACCUGUCAAACUUGUGGACACGAAUCGGUACGAUUCGAUAUCUUCAAUGUACUCAGUUUGCCUUUACCAAUGGAAAGUUAUACUCUUUGUGAAGUUGUAGUUGUAAGAUUAAAUGGUGAGUGUCCUAAUAAAUAUGGUAUGCGUCUCCAAUCAGAAGCCAAAUAUAUAGAAUUAAAAGAGCAGUUAUAUACCAUUUGCGGUAUUAAACCUGAAAGGCUGUUAGUAGCGGAAAUAGCUUCCAGUCAAAUAAGCAAUAUUCCAUCAGACGAAGCAAAGAUCAAUCCAACAACUGCUAUGGAACUUUACGCCUACGAAUUACCAGAGACCAUUAAAGUGAUACCCAAAGCAGAAAUCGAUAUUGAGCCGGAGGUGGAGAUGGAUAUAUGUGAUAGUCCACUGGCAAGAAGUCCCGAGGUAAGCCAUGGUUCGGCCCUAUGCAUGCCCAACAUUCUAUGCUUCAAGAACAUCAGAUCUAAACAGGAUAAUUUGGAACCUAGGAAAACCAAUAAUUCAUUUAAAAAAUCUUCGAUAUCUGUACAUUCCAAUACUUCUACUGCCUCAGCCACAUCAGACUCCAACCAAAAGUGUCCUUCUUAUCUCAUAGCUGUACAUAGGAAGUAUGUAAGACAAGAAACUUACUUCUUAUCUCAACAAAAGAGCAAACCCAGUCUAUUUGGGCUGCCCAUACUAUUAGGUUUUAAUGAAAACAGCACGUGUCAAAGCCUCUACGAAGGUGUUUGGAGUCAAGUAACCAGGUUACUGAGCCCUUUACCUCAAAGCGACCAACCAAACCAUGCAACUGACUGUGAUGACUCUCUAGGCUACGAAUUCCCAUUCUCGCUAAAGGCCGUUCUUCAGGGUGGUCAGAUAUGCGCUAUUUGCCAUUGGACCCAAUUCUGUAGGGGUUGUUUAAUUCCUUUAUCUGAUGAACUCCUCGUGAGCAUUUGCAGAACUAGCUUAAAUAUUGGCAUGUGUGUUUCUAUUGAUUGGGAUCCAACUGCUUUGCAUCUGCGUUAUCAGACCUGCAGAGAAAAGAUGUGGUCAGAACACGAGUCAGUAACAACUUGUAGAAAAUUACAUGCAGAACCUAUCGAUUUGGACUACUGCCUGAGAGCCUUCACCUCGGAAGAAAGAUUAGAAGCUAAAUACCACUGUAGUAGCUGUCAAGACCUUCAACCGGCCACCAAAAAAAUGCAGAUAUGGAGGUUACCCCCAAUACUCAUAAUUCACCUAAAGCGCUUCGUUUACGUCAACAAAAAAUGGGUUAAAACUCAAAAAGUCGUCAAUUUCCCCUUCAAAAAUUUCGAUCCCACGUCAUACCUUGCUUCGGUUCCGCAAGAAACUAUUCUCAGGCAUAAACAGUUGCUUGAGAAGAAAAAUGAAGAUUUAGAUAAAUCCACUGACAGUCAACCGGACCGAAUACUUGAAGAGAACGAAGACUCUGGAGUAGAAAGAGAUUCAAAAUGCAAUGUUGAAGAUACAUGCAAAGGUGACUGUGUUAGGAAUUCUAACGUUCCUUUAGAAAGCUGUAAAUUGCUCAAUGACACUGAUAAAGGGUUUGCUACAAAGGGAAAUAAAGUAGGAGAUAAAGUGACCAAAGUUAGGGCAAGAUUAGAAUCAACAAGCUUAUUGAAAACGCCUAUAAUUGACGAGCAUCUAAAGGAUUACCAUAAUCAUCAGUUGCUACCUGGACAGGAUCCUUUCGAUCUUAAGUAUCAACUAUAUGCCGCAGUGUGUCAUUCUGGAAUGCUCAAUGGUGGCCACUAUAUAUCCUAUGCAUGUAACCCUAACGGUCACUGGUACUGUUACAACGACAGUUCCUGCCGCGAGGUACUCCCUGACCCCGAAGUCAAUUGCAAUAAAUCUACCCUCUCUGUCAACUCAAGGACCUCGUCGUGUACCCCUUUAACCAAACGGAAAAACCUUCGAAAGCUUAGUGCAGGAAGUACAGCGUCCGAAGACCUUGACAAAAAGGAAAAAGACACGAAUACCGGUUCAACGGAAACUCUCAAUAGCUCUAGGUCGAAUUCCGUCAGUUCUGUCGAUAAACUGGGGACGAACUUAGAAAAUAUCAAUGAGAAAUUACUGAAGGAGUCCCCUUAUAGCAGUAGGAAAUCAUUAAAUUUUAACUGUCCAUAUAGGGACGUCAAAGUGCCGAAAAUUGAUACCAGUACGGCUUAUAUUCUAUUUUAUGAGAGGUCUGGUCUGGAUUAUCAACCAUAUCUACCCAAGGUAAUUCCCAAUGGUAAGCAAGUGCCUAUCGAAGACCUGGAUGAAAAUGAGUCUGACUUAAGAAAACAAAUGUGCGCGAUACAGUAA
This is a messenger RNA of Psylliodes chrysocephalus, 5070 nucleotides long. Lineage: Eukaryota; Metazoa; Arthropoda; Insecta; Coleoptera; Chrysomelidae. The record is from the annotation of a GenBank genome assembly.